Messenger RNA from Ceratina calcarata, 2061 nucleotides. RefSeq lists its product as uncharacterized. Gene Ontology annotation, molecular function: zinc ion binding; nucleic acid binding. The transcript has a single exon. The record is from RefSeq and is a predicted model, not a curated record. Lineage: Eukaryota; Metazoa; Arthropoda; Insecta; Hymenoptera; Apidae. The coding region runs from base 1 to 2061 and encodes 686 amino acids.
AUGUUUAAAGCCAUGCUCGAAUCACAAUCUUAUGAGAGUGUGCACUCCCCAAGGAAUUCGUUAGCAAGGACUCCUCCGGGUAUAGUACGACCUCAACCAGUCGAUAAAACAUCCAUGCGUGAUUCGGAUAUGGAAAUGAAUCGUAGCUCGCAGACCUCAGCCAAUGAGAGCGAAUCAGGUCUAAAACGUAAACGGCAGAAUCAGUCAAUGAUAGAAGUCGAGGAUAAUAAGGAUGACAAAAACGUAAACUCGCCUCCGUCCGGAGACACAUCCCUAAAGAAGAAGAAAAAACGCAAAACUAACUCUAGAAAGACGUCAACUUCUGACGAAUACUCGGAAUUAUCCGAAAUAGAGGAUAAUAAGACUAGCAGUGAAGGCCACAUUCUUCAAAAAGAACCUACCUCUGCUCUUGCAGUUUCUCUAUUAGAAUGUGUAAAGGAGAUAGAAAAGGUAAGACUGACAUCAGGUAAUCUGAAGGGAUCUUACCAGAAAAUACUUAAACUAACAGAGGGUACUAUAAAAUCAGUAUGUACAGAAAUGGCGAAUAGAAUUGUAAAUAGUCCAACAAAAGAAAUACAAGCUCUAGAGAAAGAAAACUAUCAACUUAAAAAACAGAUACAUGAUCUUCAAAAAAGAAUUGGAGUAAUGGAAAAAGCUAAUCCGAAACCGGUUGCUGAUGAAAACAUUCAUACUACUACAACAAACUCACAUUUGACGACGAAUAAGGUUAUAUCUGAUCAACUUUUCCCCUAUAUUUCGAAAGAAAUAGCGAACUUAGGAAAUUCCCUAAAGGAAACUAUGCAGAAUAAAAUAACCAACUUAAAAGAAGAGCUUUUCAAUGCAAUGAUCACAUCGAGCAAUGCGAAGACCGAGCUAUCUCUAGCCAAAGAUCGCAGUGCAUCAAAGGAUUACGUUAUACCAAUACAUCCGACCACAUCAAAAGUGGACAAUAUUAAUCGUCCCGCGAUUGCUAACAAUCCACCGAAGAGAUUUCAGACUAAAAACCUAGAUAAACCUAAUGGGAGUGCUAGAAAAAAGAAACCUGCAAAAGGUCUCUCACUUGUAAAUACAGAUACAGGCUUUACAACCCCUGUCCCUAAUAACAUCGUUCCGCCUACUACGGUAAAACGUAAAACACAAAGGACUAGAAACUCGGCUGCGGUCGUAAUAAAUAAACAAGAGGACUGUACAUUAGGCUAUGACGAGAUAAUCAAAGAAGGGAAGUUAAAAAUUAAUAUCAGUGAAUUAGGUAUAACUGAUAUACGACCGCGUUAUUCAAUGACAGGAGGGAUGAUCCUGGAAAUACCAGGUAACGAAGCAGACGACAAAGCUACAUCUUUGGCUGAAAAAAUGAAUACUCUUUUUACUGGAAAAGGAGUCAGAAUAUCCUGCCCUAGAAAGAUGAAAGAGAUAAUCAUUAGUGGCUUAGAUGUAUCGGUUAACACUGAAGAAAUAACUGAUGCUAUUUCCAGCGUUACCAACAGUAAGGAAGAUAUUAGGAUUGGAAAAAUCCAUAAAAAUAAUAGAGGUGCUGCCACCGUAUGGGUUAAAUGCUCUGAAAAAAUAGCAGUCAAACUCAUAAACAUGGGAAGGAUUAGCAUUGGCUGGUCAAAGGCCAAAGUAAUCGAGACAGAAAAACGCCCGAUACAAUGUUAUCGGUGCUGGGAGUUUGGUCACGUGAGAGAUAACUGUAAUAAUAAAGAUAAAACAGACCGAUCAACCUGGUGCUACAUAUGUGGAGCAAGCAAUCACUCAAUACAAGCGUGCCAAGCUCCUUCACCUGAGUGCUGUCUAUGCAAAGAAAGAGGUUUUCCAGCCAACUACCGCAUGGGAAACAAAUUAUGCAAGACAGUAGAAAUAUACAAAAAUAAACAACUAAAAGGAAAAGAAAAGGAAAUUCCGGAUAGAAGAACUAACAUACGGACCCAAAAAGAGUCGCGUGUCGAAAGCGCCACGAAAUCACGAAAAACAACUGGGGAUCAGCCCUCGGCAAACGAAGUGGUAGUAGGAAGCGGAGAUCCUACGGUCGAUAAAAUCGACACAGAAAUUGAGAUAGAAUAA